AUGAUAGCAAAGCAAAAGAAACCUUAUACUAUCGGUGAAGAAUUAAUAAAACCGUGUGUCCUAAAAGCCACGCAGAUAAUUUUAGGAGAAGAUGCAGAGCAAAAAAUGAAGUCUAUUUCUCUUUCGAAUAACAUAGUCAAGCGUAGAAUCGAUGACAUUGCAGCAGUCACAAAUAAAAUUAAUAAAGUUCGUUACAUCGGCGGAUAUAUCAUUCAAGAAGUGAUUUUGUACUCACAAUCUCUGACAGCAGCUACUACAUCUGUAGAUAUAUUUAAUUCAAUAUCAAAUUUUGUUGAAAAAAAUGAUUUGGAUUGGAAGAAACUCAUUGGACUUUGCACAGAUGGCGCACCUGCAAUGAUAGGUGUACGAUCGGGCUUAGCCAAAAAGCUCAAGGUUAGUACACGUUGUGUUAUUCAUCGGCAACCUUUGUCUUCCAAAACAUUGCUACAGAAAUUAUGCCAGGCUUUGGACUCGGCUAUAACGUUUGUAAACUACAUCAAGAGCAGCGCUUUAAACAGUCGGUUAUUUACUUUGCGUUGCGAGGAUAUCGAUUCUGAACACAAAGUUCUUCUGUUCCAUACAGAAGGACGCUGGCUGUCCAAAGGCAACAUGUUGACUCGCCUUCAUGAAUUGAAAGAAGAGGACUAA
Molecule: messenger RNA, 648 nt
Organism: Acanthoscelides obtectus
Lineage: Eukaryota; Metazoa; Arthropoda; Insecta; Coleoptera; Chrysomelidae
Source: the annotation of a GenBank genome assembly